Messenger RNA from Sinocyclocheilus grahami, 1521 nucleotides. RefSeq lists its product as uncharacterized. Gene Ontology annotation, biological process: nuclear polyadenylation-dependent rRNA catabolic process; nuclear polyadenylation-dependent snoRNA catabolic process; nuclear polyadenylation-dependent snRNA catabolic process. Lineage: Eukaryota; Metazoa; Chordata; Actinopteri; Cypriniformes; Cyprinidae. Gene Ontology annotation, cellular component: TRAMP complex. The transcript has 7 exons. Gene Ontology annotation, molecular function: RNA binding; zinc ion binding. The coding region runs from base 1 to 1506 and encodes 501 amino acids. The record is from RefSeq and is a predicted model, not a curated record.
AUGCCGCCGCCCACACCGGUUAAAAUGCUCGCCAUGCAAAGCAAUGAGCCUCGUUAUGCCGAGGCGCGCUUUCCAGCAGCAGACCACGAGAUCGAGGUCUUCUUUGGCGCAUGGCUCAUUGCAGUGCAGGGACACCAGGCCCGCGACCGCUGCUGCCAGGAACCGGAUAGCAGCGCACAUCCCCGGUCUCCUGAACCGCGGGGCAGAAAUGCUUUUGAGGAAGGGGAUUCCUCAAGGAGAGUGGAGGCUGCAUCCCGAGUCGGUUCGGAUGAUUUGGACCCGCUGCGGAAGAGCGGAGGUGGAUCUGUUCGCCACGAGCGAGAAUGCGCACUGCCCGCUGUUCUUCUCCCUGUCUCACUCCCGGCUGGAAGGGGACGCUCUGACAUCGCACUGGUUAGCAGCCAGGCUAUUUCGGUGUGCCCCGUCAGGGCUUUGAGGAUUUUCAUUGACCGUUCGGCCAGCUUUCGGCAAUCUGACCAGCUUUUCGUGUGCUACGGUGGUUGUGCGAAGUGCCUGGCCGUGUCAAAAAGGAGGCUUUUCCACUGGGUUGUGGACACUAACACGGCUGUUAUACGAGCCAAGGUUUGGAAUGUCCUUUGCACAUUAGGGCCCACUCAACAAGAGCUAUCGCCGCCUCCUGGUCGUGGUCAAGAGACCACUAAUGGACCCCUCUGCAAAGCCAGUGAUCCAGAGGCCUGCAGGAAACCUGCCUACUGUUAUAACUGCUCUAAGAAAGGACACUUCGGCCAUGAAUGCACCGAGAAGAGAAUGUAUAAUGGGACAUAUCCCACCCUGCCAUUUCUUUCCCGUUACGACACAAAGAAUGACUUCCAUUACCGGGAAAUUCGAGUUAAAAAGCAGGCCAGAGAACUUAAGCAAGCUGGAUUGAUUUCACCUGACAGAGCUGUCAUUACAUAUACCCCCCAACCACCCAGGAAGAAACAAAAAAACAGCCACAAACAGUCUCCAUACCCAUACAACACUCACACCAACAACCAGAACACGCCGAAGAGACGCAUCGCGCACACACCCAAACACACAUACUUCAACGUCAAGCAGAACUCAGAAACGCCAGGGAACCACGGCAAACACACCCCUAAGAGCAAGUUUAAACCGCAAGAUCAAAGCCAGAAUGAAGCCAAAAAGAAGAAAAAGAAAACACAAUCUGAAGUUGUUUUAGAUGAAGAUGCAGACUUUCGUAGAGGUUGCAAAAAGAGCCCUCACAAGACAAGAGACGUUUCAUCACCUCGGAAAGCCAAUGUGAAGCCGAAUAAGCCCUUUGGAAUGGAAAAGAACAAUAAAAAGGACAAACUAUCGAAAAAGAAGGAGAGGAAGUGGCAAAAGAGAGAACGAAAAGCUGCAAAAGAUUCUUCCAUGUAUCCUUCCGAUGAAAACCUUUUUCAGAUUAAGCAAAGAAAGCAUCCCUCCAGCACAACCAAUGGCAUGACGUUGGGGGCGGGGCUAUCAGUUUGGCCAACCAAUGGCAGAUGUGGGAGUGGAAACUAGUUUAAAAAGUAUUAG